AUGAAAAUCAAACAAUUGCUUAAAAAGAAAAGAUUGGUCUUAGAUGGAGCUUUAGGUACAGAAUUGGAGAAUCACUUACCCAAGGAUUCUCCAAUUCAACCAAAAGGAAACCCAUUAUGGUCAGGGAUGGUCUUGUUGAAAGAUCCCAAAUUAGUUGAACAAGUGCAUUCCAACUAUCUUGAUCUGGGUGCUGACAUAAUAACUACUUCGACUUAUCAAAUUUCGUACGCCAGCUUGAGAAAGUAUACAAAUCUAAAUGACAAGGAAAUCUUGGAUUUAUGGAACAAAUCAAUUGACGUGGCUCAAGAAGCAAUAAGGAAAUCAGGAAAGUCUAAGAAAGUAAUAGUGGGAUCUGUUGGGCCAUAUGCUACUUAUCUUUGUAAUUUUUCUGAAUAUACUGGAGAUUAUGGGGAUGCUUCCAAUGGGGACUUGGAGAAGCAUCACUUACCAAUGAUUAAGUUCUUUGUUGAGAAUAAAAAAGUAGAUGUAAUUGGGUUUGAAACAAUGCCAAGAUUCAAUGAGGUAAAAGUUGUUAUUAACAUAAUGAAGAGAUUGAACAUCAAGAAGGAAUUUUAUGUCAGCAUUAAUUGUAUCAAGGUAGGAGAGAUGGUGGAUGGAACUCCAAUCCAAGAGUUGGUCACCUGUUUGCAAAAGGAACUAAGGGAUAACAAAUAUUUUAUUGGAUUGGGAAUUAAUUGUACUCAUUUCGAUUUAAUCAAUGAAAUUAUCAGUGAGAUAGAUGGUCUCCCCUUGAUAUUAUACCCAAAUUUCCCAUUCGAAGACCCGGACAUAGAUCAUAGUGGAUGGAAGCAAGAGGUUUUCAAAUGGCUAGAGUUCAAAAAUGUAAGGAUAAUUGGUGGGUGUUGUAAUACAGGUCCGGCUGAAAUCAGACAAAUUUCAGAGCUAGUUAAUAAGUAG
Hemisphaericaspora subhashii is the source of this 918-nucleotide messenger RNA. It is a transcript of the gene SAM4, whose product is annotated as S-adenosylmethionine-homocysteine S-methyltransferase. The record is from RefSeq and is a predicted model, not a curated record. Gene Ontology annotation, molecular function: S-adenosylmethionine-homocysteine S-methyltransferase activity; zinc ion binding. The coding region runs from base 1 to 918 and encodes 305 amino acids. The transcript has a single exon. NCBI's taxonomy places the organism in Eukaryota, Fungi, Ascomycota, Pichiomycetes, Serinales, Debaryomycetaceae. Gene Ontology annotation, biological process: S-methylmethionine cycle.